Messenger RNA from Tricharina praecox, 1386 nucleotides. RefSeq names its product membrane bound O-acyl transferase family-domain-containing protein. Gene Ontology annotation, biological process: lipid metabolic process. The transcript has a single exon. NCBI's taxonomy places the organism in Eukaryota, Fungi, Ascomycota, Pezizomycetes, Pezizales, Pyronemataceae. Bases 214 to 1374 code for a protein of 386 amino acids. The record is from RefSeq and is a predicted model, not a curated record.
UUCAUCAGGAAUAGACUAUUUUUAUACCUUGGGCUGCGAGCACCCAGGAUUCUAGCCCCCAGACAACCGCAUCACUCAUGGACCCUGCAUAUUCCAAUGCAGAUCUCGGGACUCGGGAGAUACAUAGUAACAGAUAGUUCACAGUCUGAACACCUUUGCAUUAUAUAAACCCCAAAGCUCUCCUAUACCUUCCUCUUCACGCCAACUACCGUGAUGGCAGAAGAACAAGGACGGAAAUUCCAACAUCCGCUCUCCCUUCCCCUCCACCACAGCAUCCUAAUCCUCUCCCUCCUCGCGUCGCCCUUCCGCUACCGUCGCGCGCUCUCCCUCGCACUGAUAAUAUGCACCUUCCCGCCGCUCAUCCUGCGGCCCUAUAGCCCCGACCCGGCGCUCUCCUACGGCAUCGCCACGCUAUGGGUGUUCACGCUGCGCGUGCUCACGAUCCACGUAUUCUCGCGCCCGACGCCGGAGGCGGCACUGUACCGGCCGCAACUCGAGCCGCCCGGCGCAGCGGCUGGAUACUCGCUCCCCAAGAAACUGCGGUGGACGCUGUCGCUCCUGGUCGCGCAGCGCAAUGUGGGGUGGAAUAACUCCGUCGUGGAAAGCACUGCUGCUCAGCAGCGGCGGCGCGGAAGGUGGGGGUAUGCGGCCUAUGUCCUGACGAAGGUCCUGGGGAUCUACCUCCUCCUCGAUAUUUCUCGCACCAUCGUCCUGCAGCAGGAGUGGAUGCUCCCGCUUGACCACCCCGCGUACCGUCCGCUGGGUGACCCGCGCCGGAGUAUUCCCGCGAGACUCGUGGACGUGGCGACGAACGGCGGUAGUGCUUGGGGGUAUAUGGAGCUCCAGUACCUCCUGCUGUCACUCAUCUUUGUCGGCCUGGGCGACGACGAGGCCUCGUGGCCGCCGCUGUUUGGUAGCCUCUGGGAUGCGUACUCGGUCCAGAGACUGUGGGGACAGGUGUGGCACCGUAUGCUCCGGAGUUCACUGGUGUCCUGGGGGAGGGCGGUGGCAGAUUGCUUGGGGAUAAGGGAGGGGACCGCAAGGUUUUUGGUAGUGGUCGGGACGUCGUUCACGAUAUCUGCGGUGGGUCAUGCGAGUGCGAUCUGGACGGCGGAUAAGAGUCUGGGAGGUGGAGCGUUGCGGUUCUUUUUAAUGCAGGCGGCGGGAGUGGGGGUGGAGACAGGGGUGGUGGCAGUGUGGAGACGAGUGGGUGGGGGAAAUGUUCAAUGGGGAAAGUGGGUCGGAUAUGCCUGGACGCUGGCGUGGUUGACGUAUACCUGCCCUAUGCAGGCAGAGGAGAUGGUGACCAUUGGGCUGUUCAAAACCGACCCGGUUCCUUGGAGCGUCACAAGAUGGGCUUUGGGGAUGCAGUAGUAGCAGUAGGGU